This is a messenger RNA of Tigriopus californicus, 4055 nucleotides long. It is a transcript of the gene SMC1, whose product is annotated as structural maintenance of chromosomes protein 1A-like. Gene Ontology annotation, molecular function: DNA binding; ATP binding; protein binding. The transcript has a single exon. NCBI's taxonomy places the organism in Eukaryota, Metazoa, Arthropoda, Copepoda, Harpacticoida, Harpacticidae. The record is from RefSeq and is a predicted model, not a curated record. Gene Ontology annotation, biological process: sister chromatid cohesion. The coding region runs from base 156 to 3869 and encodes 1237 amino acids. Gene Ontology annotation, cellular component: cohesin complex; nucleus; chromosome.
CCAGCCUGUGUGUCCACAUCCCAACUAACCAAGUAACCAAGCUGUCAUCCACCACUUAGAACCGGCCAUGAUGGACUAAUCCGGACCCAUCAUCAUCAUCAUCAUCAUCAUCUAGCGUGGGUGAAUCCAGUGUGGUAUCCUGAUCCUGAUCCAUCAUGCCUGUCCAACUGACCUUUAUCGAAUUGGAGAACUUCAAGUCGUACAAGGGCUAUUUGCGUCUGGGUCCUUUGGCCUCGUUCGUGGCCGUGAUCGGACCCAAUGGAUCGGGCAAAUCCAAUUUCAUGGAUGCCAUCUCGUUCGUGAUGGGCGAGAAAACCAACUCCCUGCGGGUCAAGAAGCUCUCGGAGCUGAUUCACGGGGCCUCGAUCGGUCGCCCCGUGGCCAAUCGGGCCUUUGUGUCGGCCAUUUUCCAACAUGAUGAUGGAUCCGAGCUGAAAUUCACUCGUUCCAUUAUGGGCUCGUCCUCGGAUCAUAAGAUCAAUGGCGAGGCCGUUUCCUCGCAGGUGUAUUUAAGGGAACUCGAGAAAUUGGGCAUCAAUGUGAAUGCCAAGAACUUUCUGGUGUUCCAAGGGGCGGUGGAGUCCAUUGCCAUGAAGAACCCCAAGGAACGGACCGCCCUGUUUGAGGAGAUUUCCGGUUCGGGCGCCUUGAAGAAAGAGUACGAACGAUUGAAGGGCGAGAUGAUGGAGGCCGAAGAGAACACCCAAUUCACGUAUCAGAAGAAGAAAACUUUGGGCAUGGAGCGCAAAGAGGCCAAGCAAGAAAAGGCCGAGGCGGAAAAGUACCAGAAGUUGCGCGAUAAUCUCCACGAUCGACAGGUGGAGUUGCAAUUGUUCAAGUUGUAUCACAAUGAGCGACGCAUCAAGGAGUCCGAAGAGACGGCCGAGCAAGCCAAGCAGGAUAUCCAGAAGAUCGAGAAGCGGAAGGAGAAGUCCGAGGACAAGUUGAAGGAAGUCAAGAAGGAGUUUGGCAAGAGUCAACGCGAGUUCACCAAAGUCGAUUCGGACAUCCGCGAGAUGGAGAACGAGAUCCAGAAGAAGCGACCGGCCUUCAUCAAGUCCAAGGAGAAGACGGCGCACAUGCAAAAGAAGUUGGAUAAUGCCAAGAAGAGUCUCAAACAGGCUGAGAAGGCCUAUAAAUCGCACCAAUCCGAUGUGCAGGAACUCGAGUCGGAUUUGCGGGCCAAUGAGAAACGCCGCGACGAAUAUGACGAGAUCACGGCCAACGAAUCUCAAUCCCAAGGCCGGAAUCUUCAUUUAGAGGACAAACAGAUCCUGGAGUAUCACAAGCUCAAGGAGAAAGCCGGCAAGGAAUCGGCUCGUUACAUGGCCGAGUUGGAUUCCAUCAAUCGCGAGCACAAAUCCGACCAGGAUCAAUUGGACACGGAGAACCGGAAGAAACACGAGCUCGAGAGCAAAUUAAAGACCAAAGGCCACGAGCUCGAGGAGUCACAAAAGCGUCUGGAGAAACUGAUUGAGCACAUCCGAUCCUCGGAGGCGCAACUGGAAGAGCAACAGAAGAUCUUCAACGAACUCCAGGGCGAUGUGGGCUGCAGCAAAGACAAGAUUCAACAACUCCAACAAGACCUCGACGAUGCCACGUCUGAAUUGGGCGAUGCCCGAGUUGACAAACACGAAGAGAAUCGACGCAAGAAGAAGCAAGAGAUCGUGGAGAACUUCAAACGACUUUACCCCGGGGUGUACGAUCGCAUGAUUAACUUGUGUCAGCCCAUUCACAAGAAGUACAACGUAGCCAUCACGAAGCAGCUCGGUCGCUACAUGGAGGCCAUUGUUGUGGAUACCGAGUCCACGGCUCGACAAUGCAUCCAAUACCUCAAGGAUCAGAUGUUAGAGCCCGAGACGUUCCUUCCGCUCGACUACAUCCAAGCGAAGCCCCUCAAAGAGCGAUUGCGCUCCAUCAGCCAUCCCAAGGGCGUCAAGCUCUUGUACGACGUGCUCCGAUAUGAGCCCAACGACAUUCGGCGAGCUGUGCUCUUCGUCACCAACAAUGCCCUCGUGUGUGAGACCCCGGAUGAUGCCAUGAAGGUGGCCUAUGAGCUCGAGGAUAAUCAACGCUACGACGCAGUGGCCUUGGACGGGACCUUUUAUCAGAAAUCCGGCAUCAUUUCGGGUGGAAGUGUGGAUUUGGCCCGGAAAGCCAAGCGUUGGGACGACAAGCAAGUCUCGACGUUGAAAUCCAAGCGUGAGAAACUUACGGAGGAGCUCCGACAAGCCAUGAAGAACUCUCGGAAAGAGUCUGAGAUCCAGACCAUUCAGAGUCAGAUCAGUGGUCUGAAGACGCGUUUGAAGUACUCGGUGAGCGAUCGCGACAACACGAAGAAGAAGAUCGAGGUCCUUCAGAAGCAAAUGGACAAGAUGAGGGAAGAUCUGGAGCAGUUUGGACCCAAGAUCCGGGAGGUCGAGGGCGAGAUGCGCGAACGCGAAACCAAGAUCGAAGACACCAAGGACAAGAUGAACACGGUCGAGGAUCGCAUCUUCGCCAAGUUCUGCGAAUCCAUUGGUGUGGCCAAUAUCCGAAUGUACGAAGAACGCGAGUUAAAGACGCAACAAGAUCGGGCCAAGAAGAAAAUGGAGUUCGAGAACCAAAUCAACCGAAUCACCACGCAACUCGAAUAUGAACGGAAACGCGAAGAUCAACUCCGCGCCAACAUGGAGAAAUUCGAGCGAACCGUUCAAGACGACGAGGACAGUCUGGAGACGGCCAAGAAGGCCGAACAAGUACAAAUGGGCGAGAUCGAUUCGGACAUGAAAGAGGUGGACAAGUUAAAGCACCGCAAGUCGUUCUUGAAGAGUGAAAUGGACAAGAUGGAGGAGGAGGUGAACACUGCUCGACGCGAAGUGGGCGCAAUUGCCAAGGAACUCCAACAAGCCAACAAGGCCGUCAACCAGUCCGAGAACCAAGUCGAGCAAGAGAAGGCCAAUCGUCACAGUAUUCUGAUCCAGUGCAAGAUGGACAACAUCCAGAUCCCGAUGAAGAAGGGCAACCUGGACGAGAUUGACGAGGACGCCAGCGAGGACCCUAGCAUCGAAGUCUCUUCCAGUCAACCCAGUCACAUCAUCUACGAAAAGGAAUCUCAAAUCGUCAUCGAGUACGGAUCGUUGGAAGAAGGCCUGGUCGAGUUGGAAGACAAUGACGAUGUCCGCAAGGUCGAGAAGAGCCUCGAAAAGCAGAUCAACGAACUCCAGAACACAAUCACCCGAAUCCAGGCCCCCAACAUGAGAGCCAUGCAAAAGUUGGACGAGGCUCGUGAGAAGUUGGAGGAAACAAACAAAGAGUUCGACAUGGUCCGCAAGAAGGCGAAAAACGCCAAACAAUCCUUCGAGAGGCUGAAACAAGAGCGCUAUGACCUGUUCAUGAAGUGCUUCGAACACGUGUCCAACACGAUCGACGAGAUCUACAAAUCUUUGGCCAAGAAUCAAUCGGCUCAAGCCUUCCUCGGGCCCGAUAACCCCGAAGAACCUUACCUGGAGGGCAUCAACUACAAUUGUGUGGCCCCUGGGAAGCGUUUCCAGCCCAUGUCCAACUUGUCCGGUGGGGAAAAGACCAUUGCGGCCUUGGCCUUACUCUUCGCCAUCCAUUCCUACCAACCGGCUCCGUUCUUCGUCCUGGAUGAAAUCGAUGCCGCCCUUGACAACACGAACAUCGGCAAAGUGGCCUCCUACAUUAGCAAUCGCACCGGGACCGGGAUGAACGUGAUCGUGAUCUCACUCAAAGACGAGUUCUACUCACACGCCGACGGUUUGAUCGGAGUGUGUCCGGACAAUGGGAUGGGUGAAAACGCGGAUUGCUUGGUGAGCAAGGUGCUCACAUUAGAUCUGUCCAAAUAUCCCAAGGCCGUCAGUACCUAACCCUUCGUACAAGAGUCGCGUUGGCUCGCUUAAACAUGUAUAAAUUUCAAGUGUAUACCUCUUAUAACUAAUUAUAAUACUGCCUCUGUUAAUAUUGAAAAGUCGCUCGAUACUUGUAGUCCAUGAAUAAUUUGCCGAUACCAAUGUCUUGAGAAGUUUGUAAAUACAGAUACUCCCAUACGAUAA